AUGGUGACUCUGAGCGACUUCCAGCGUAAGCGGGCAGCCGGUGGCCGCGGGGAUGCUCGGCAGGGUAGCCCUCGUCUCAGCCUGUCCUCCACAGGGAUCGGCCUGGGACUGGUCGGCUUUGGUGUCUUCUUCAUCCUCUUUGGGAUGCUCUUGUACUUCGACUCGGUGCUCCUGGCCUUUGGGAACAUCCUCUUCCUCGCAGGCUUGAUCUUCAUCAUCGGCUUCAGGCGGACCUUCACCUUCUUCUUCCAGAGGCAAAAGCUGAAGGGCACCAGCUUCUUCCUGGGGGGGGUCCUCAUCGUCCUCAUGCGGUGGCCGCUCCUGGGCAUGCUGCUGGAGGCUUACGGCUUCGUCAGCCUCUUCAGGAGUUUUUUCCCGGUGGCUUUUGGGUUUUUGGGCUCGCUGGGAAAUAUCCCCGUCCUGACCAAGCUUUUGCAGAAGCUGGGAGAAAGCAGCUCCAUGGUGUGACCGCAAGAUGGGUCCAGCCGGAGACGGGGCAGCGCAAGCGAGCCGUGGGUCCCGCGGGACCGGGAGCUGCUGCCCCAGGGCUCGGAGCUGGCCCCGCUGCAGGGACAGUGCCUCGCAGGCUGCGCCAGGCAGGCUUGGUAGCUAUUAUUUUAUUUUUUUUUUCUUCCCCUGAUGAGAAUUUGAUUUAAUUAAAAAACGUGUCUGAGAC
This is a messenger RNA of Cygnus olor (mute swan), 676 nucleotides long. RefSeq names its product golgi transport 1A (gene GOLT1A). NCBI's taxonomy places the organism in Eukaryota, Metazoa, Chordata, Aves, Anseriformes, Anatidae. The record is from RefSeq and is a predicted model, not a curated record. The transcript has 5 exons. The coding region runs from base 1 to 468 and encodes 155 amino acids. Gene Ontology annotation, biological process: retrograde transport, endosome to Golgi; endoplasmic reticulum to Golgi vesicle-mediated transport. Gene Ontology annotation, cellular component: membrane; endoplasmic reticulum.